Molecule: messenger RNA, 760 nt
Organism: Spirodela intermedia
Lineage: Eukaryota; Viridiplantae; Streptophyta; Magnoliopsida; Alismatales; Araceae
Source: the annotation of a GenBank genome assembly
AUGGACUAUUGCAAACCUUUGCCCACUCUGACUCUCACUACUUCUCUUGCUUCAACCAUGAAAUCGCAUGGUGAUCCUGCUAUCUAUCAUAGUGUGGCUGGAGCGCUGCAAUAUCUAAGUCUAACACAACUAGAUAUUUCCUUUGCAGUUAAUCAAGUAUGUCAAUCUAUGCAUUCCCCACAAUCAACCAAUUUGACUUAUCUCAAGCAUCUUCUCCGAUAUCUUAAGGGAACAAUUGCCUAUGGCCUCUAUCUUAAAUGCCACUCAGAUCUCUCUCACCACCUAUAGUGAUGUUGAUUGGGCAAGCAGCACCUCUGAUUGUCGAUCAGCUGGUGGAUUUUUGAUCUAUCUUGGCUCUAGUUUAAUCUCCUGGAGCUCCAAAAAGCAACCAACAGUGGUUUGAUCUAGUACAGAAGCAGAGUAUAAGGCGAUUGAUAAUGCUUCUACGGAAUUAAUUUGGAUCAAUUCUCUUCUUCGCAAGCUCCAGAUAUCUUUGCCAGCUCUUAUACUUUGGUGCGACAACAUUGGAGCCACCUAUCUCUUAGCUAAUCCUAUGUGUUAUGCACAGAUGAAACAUACUGAAGUCGACUUUCAUUUUGUCCACGAGCAAGUCGCCGCAUGGAAACUCCACAUUUGUGCCAUUCCCAGUCGUGAUCAGACAGCUGACCUCUUGACCAAGGGGCUUCCCAAGCAUCGUUUUCUCUUUCUACGGUCGAAGCUCAAUGUCCUAUCCGACGCUUCACUUGCGGGGGAGUGUUAA